AUGUCUCUCUUAGGGACCAUCAAUCCUAAUCUUAAUCCAGAGCGUACCGUGGCUGGCCAAAAGGGUCAGGAAGAAGAAGAUAGCGGCAGAGUCCAGUCCAACCAUCACAAGCUUGCUAGCAGUGUGAGCACCGAUGAGACCAUCCUGGACCAUUCAAAGGAGGUCGGCAAUGAGGAAUACGCAGAGGAAGAGGUCACCCGUCUGGCGCGCCAAUUAACCCGUCAAUCAACCAGAUUCUCCGUCAGUGGCCAUGUCGAGAAUCCCUUCCUCGAGACCAAGGAGGAUUCGACGCUGAACCCCCACAGUCCCAACUUCAAGGCCAAGAACUGGAUGAAGAACCUGCUCGCGCUGUCAUCACGGGAUCCAGAGCGAUAUCCCAAGCGUGUGGCCGGGGUCUCGUUCAGAAAUCUGAGCAUCCACGGCUACGGCAGUCCCACCGAUUACCAGAAGGAUGUCUUCAACUCCGUCCUGCAGGUCGGCACCCUGGCCCGCAACAUCAUGGGCACCGGCAAGCAGAAGAUCCAGAUUUUGCGCGGCUUCGACGGUCUCGUCAAAAGCGGAGAGAUGCUGGUCGUCCUCGGUCGUCCCGGCAGUGGAUGUUCGACCAUGCUCAAGACUAUUGCCGGCGAGAUGAAUGGUAUCUACAUGGAUGAUAAGUCGCAGCUGAACUACCAGGGUAUCUCCGCCAAGCAGAUGCGCAAGCAGUUCCGCGGUGAGGCCAUCUACACCGCCGAAACCGAUGUGCAUUUCCCACAACUGUCGGUGGGUGAUACGCUGAAAUUCGCGGCGCUCGCUCGUGCGCCACGGAACCGGCUGCCGGGCGUCUCCAGAGAACAGUACGCUACCCAUAUGCGGGAUGUCGUGAUGGCCAUGCUGGGUUUGACGCACACAGUCAACACGCGGGUCGGUAAUGAUUUCGUGCGUGGUGUCAGUGGUGGUGAGCGGAAGCGUGUCAGUAUCGCCGAAGUGACCCUCAGCGGCAGUCCUCUGCAGUGCUGGGACAACAGUACCCGUGGAUUGGACAGUGCAAACGCUCUGGAAUUCUGCAAGACUCUGAACUUGAUGACCAAAUAUGCCGGUGCUACGGUUGCUGUGGCCAUCUACCAGGCCUCUCAGAGUGCUUACGAUGUCUUCGACAAAGUGACGGUGCUCUAUGAAGGACGACAGAUCUACUUUGGACGCACCGACGAGGCUAGGGGAUUCUUCACCAACAUGGGAUUUGACUGUCCUGAACGUCAGACAACAGCCGAUUUCCUGACAUCCCUCACAAGCCCUUCGGAGCGCUUGGUGAAGCCGGGCUUUGAAGGCAAGGUCCCGCAAACUCCCGAUGAAUUUGUCCAGGCCUGGAAGAAUAGCGAGGCCUAUGCCAGACUGAUGAGAGAAAUCGACGAAUACGACCGCGAAUAUCCCAUUGGUGGCGAGUCGCUCGAUAAGUUCAUCGAGUCUCGCAGAGCGAUGCAGGCCAAGAACCAGCGCGUCAAGUCUCCUUACACCAUUUCCGUCUGGCAGCAGGUCCAGCUGUGCAUGACCCGUGGCUUCCAGCGUCUAAAGGGUGACUCCAGUUUGACCACGUCCCAGCUAAUCGGUAACUUCAUCAUGGCUCUGAUCAUCGGAAGUGUCUUCUUCAAUCUGCGGGAUGACACGUCUAGUUUCUAUGCUCGUGGUGCCCUGCUGUUCUUUGCCGUGCUGCUCAAUGCAUUCUCCAGUGCUCUCGAGAUUCUAACACUGUACGCACAACGUCCCAUCGUCGAAAAACAAUCGCGUUACGCAAUGUACCACCCCUUCGCCGAAGCCAUCGCCUCGAUGCUCUGUGAUAUGCCGUACAAGAUCCUCAACGCCAUCAUCUUCAACAUCACCCUCUAUUUCAUGACAAACCUUCGCCGGGAACCUGGGGCGUUCUUCGUCUUCUUACUCUUUUCGUUUGUCACCACUAUGAGCAUGUCCAUGAUCUUCCGUACCAUCGCCGCAUCGUCUCGGACCCUCUCCCAGGCUCUAGUGCCUGCCGCCAUCCUCAUCUUGGGUCUAGUCAUCUACACCGGCUUUACGAUCCCCACAAGAAACAUGCUUGGCUGGUCGCGAUGGAUGAACUAUAUCGAUCCCAUCGCAUACGGAUUCGAGAGCUUGAUGGUGAACGAGUUCCACAACAGACGGUUCCUCUGCCCCGACUCUGGAUUUGUCCCGUCUCGUGGUGCCUAUGAUAGCCAAGCUCUGCAAUACAGGAUUUGUGCGACGGUCGGUGCCCGCGCCGGCUCUAAAUACGUCGAGGGCGACGACUAUCUCAACCAGAGCUUCCAGUACUAUCAAAGCCACAAGUGGAGGAAUCUGGGCAUCAUGUUUGGUUUCAUGUUCUUUUUCAUGAUGACCUAUCUGCUUGCCACCGAAUACAUCUCGGAAGCCAAGUCCAAGGGUGAAGUCUUACUGUUCCGCAGAGGGCACGCUUCCUCCGCUGCUCCCCACGAUGUCGAGACAAACGCUCAGGUAUCCACCGCCGCGAAGACCGACGAUUCCAGCGGCAAAGAGGCUACCGGUGCCAUCCAGAGACAAGAGGCGAUCUUCCACUGGAAGGAUGUGUGUUACGAUAUCAAGAUCAAGAAAGAGCCUCGGCGGAUUCUCGACCACGUGGACGGCUGGGUCAAGCCUGGUACUUGCACUGCUCUCAUGGGUGUUUCCGGCGCCGGUAAAACUACCCUUCUCGAUGUGCUUGCCACCCGCGUGACUAUGGGUGUUGUGACUGGCGAGAUGUUGGUCGAUGGCCGUCCUCGCGAUCAGUCUUUCCAGCGUAAGACCGGAUAUGUGCAGCAACAGGAUCUUCAUCUUCACACUACCACCGUCAGGGAGGCACUGCGCUUCAGUGCUAUCCUCCGGCAGCCCGCUCACGUCCCCCGCCAGGAAAAGCUCGACUAUGUUGAAGAAGUCAUCAAACUGCUCGGCAUGGAAUCCUAUGCUGAUGCCGUUGUCGGUGUCCCCGGAGAAGGUCUCAACGUCGAACAGCGCAAGCGUCUCACCAUCGGAGUUGAACUCGCCGCCAAGCCUCAACUGCUCCUCUUUCUUGAUGAGCCUACCUCCGGUCUUGACAGUCAAACCUCUUGGUCCAUUCUCGAUCUCAUCGACACUCUCACCAAGCACGGCCAAGCGAUUCUUUGCACCAUUCAUCAGCCCUCUGCGAUGCUCUUCCAGCGUUUCGAUCGUCUGUUGUUCCUUGCCAAGGGUGGUAAGACCGUGUACUUUGGAGAAAUCGGAGAGAAGUCGUCGACCCUUGCCAGUUACUUUGAGAGGAAUGGUGCGCCGAAGCUCUCUGCCGAAGCCAACCCCGCCGAAUGGAUGCUUGAGGUCAUUGGCGCCGCCCCCGGAUCGCAUAGCGACAUCGAUUGGCCUGCAGUCUGGCGUGACAGCCCGGAACGCAAAGCGGUGCAUGACCACCUGGAAGAAUUGAAGUCGACGCUCUCGCAGAAGCCCAUUGACGCCUCCAAGGCCGAUCCCGGCAGCUACAACGAGUUCGCCGCUCCCUUCGCCGUCCAGCUGUGGGAGUGUCUGCUCCGUGUCUUCUCUCAGUACUGGCGGACGCCUGUGUACAUCUACUCCAAGGCCGCGCUCUGCAUCCUCACCGCGCUCUACAUCGGUUUCUCCUUCUUCCACGCGCAAAACAGCGCGCAGGGCCUGCAGAACCAGAUGUUCAGUAUCUUCAUGCUGAUGACCAUCUUCGGGAACUUGGUCCAGCAGAUCAUGCCCAACUUCUGCACGCAGCGCUCCCUGUACGAGGUCCGCGAGCGACCCUCCAAGACCUACUCCUGGAAGGCCUUCAUGACUGCCAACAUCAUCGUCGAGCUGCCCUGGAACACCCUCAUGGCCGUCCUCAUCUUCGUCUGCUGGUACUACCCCAUUGGCCUGUACCGCAACGCCGAGCCCACCGACUCCGUCCACGAGCGCGGCGCCCUCAUGUUCCUCCUCGUCUGGACCUUCCUCCUCUUCACCUCCACCUUCGCCCACAUGAUCAUCGCCGGCAUCGAGCUCGCCGAAACCGGCGGCAACCUCGCCAACCUCCUCUUCUCUCUCUGCCUCAUCUUCUGCGGUGUCCUCGCCUCCCCGGACGCCCUCCCGGGCUUCUGGAUCUUCAUGUACCGCCUCUCCCCCUUCACCUACCUCGUGUCCGGCAUGCUCGCCACCGGCGUCUCCGGCACCCGCGCCGUCUGCGAGAAGGUCGAGCUCCUCCACUUCGACCCCCCAGGCAACCUGUCCUGCGCAAAGUACAUGGCCGACUACAUCUCCUCCCGCGGCGGCUACCUCGAGAUUCCAGACGCCACCUCCAACUGCGCAUUCUGCACCAUCUCCGACACGGAUACCUUCCUUGCCGCCGUCAGCAGCUACUACAAGGACGCCUGGCGCAACUUCGGCAUCAUGUGGGCCUACAUCAUCUUCAAUAUCUUUGCCGCCGUCUUCAUCUACUGGCUGGCGCGUGUGCCCAAGGGCAAGCGCACCAAGGAGUGA
This is a messenger RNA of Aspergillus clavatus NRRL 1, 4485 nucleotides long. RefSeq names its product pleiotropic drug resistance family ABC transporter. Bases 1 to 4485 code for a protein of 1494 amino acids. Gene Ontology annotation, molecular function: ATP hydrolysis activity; ABC-type transporter activity; ATP binding. Gene Ontology annotation, biological process: xenobiotic detoxification by transmembrane export across the plasma membrane. Gene Ontology annotation, cellular component: membrane. Lineage: Eukaryota; Fungi; Ascomycota; Eurotiomycetes; Eurotiales; Aspergillaceae. The record is from RefSeq and is a predicted model, not a curated record. The transcript has 6 exons.